CGCAACAUGUAUGUAUUGUUUUACAUAUUCAGAUAAGUCUAUAAAUAUGUUAUAUUAUGGUCUGCUCUACGAUAGCCUUUGGUACAGUUAGGGGACAAUAUGGCGCUGCAAGGACUGAGUUACUGCACCCGAUUUGUAGUUCAUCAUGCUCAUGCUUCAAGGUUGGCAGUACUUUGUGCGGCAGUCCAGUCUGACUCUUUUAAGUGCAGAAUUGGAGCUAAGCGCUGUCUCCUUUCAGAGGAAGUGGUGAAGCUACACGAUUUUCAGCAGAGGAAGCUUGCUAUGGCCCUUCAAGUGUCUGGCUCAAAAAGUGAUUAUUUUGAUGCAUUAAAUAAGAAGAUGGAAAAGAAUGAGUUUAUCCUGAAGGCUGAACUGAAGCUGCUUCUGCAUCUUUGCCAGUCAGCCGAGGACAUGGUUACUGCCAGAAAAGCUAUCUACAGGUACCAUGAGGAGAAUUGUAAUGUGGCAUUUGGAGAGUUCAAGUUUGGACCAUUGUUUAUGAGGCUUUGCUAUGAGCUGGGUUUGGAGGAUAUGGCACUUUCUACACUGACUGAUCGGACAUUAAAAGGACUCUUUUCAGACUGUACAUCCUUUAAUAUUGGAAUAGAUAUUCUUUUCACCAAAGGAUGCUAUGAGGGUGCGCUGGAGGUGGUGAGGGAGAUGAAAACCCAAGGUGUCUGUUUCAACAAGGACACCUUCAUGCUGGCCUUUGCUACCUGCUACAAACUAAACACCCCUAAGUCAUUCCGUAUUUUUCUGGCACUCAUGGAGGAAGGCCAGAUCAAAGGCACCCUCAUCCCCAGACAUGCUUAUUGUUUUGGAGUUGCCCUUGCCCUCAAACAGAAUGAUCUUGAGCGGGCACAGGGUAUCUACUCCCAGAUCAUGAACACAGACAGCAGGCUUUGUCAAAAUUUGAGAGUGCUAAUAUUAGUUAUGGAAGGAUCAAUUAAAGAUGUCCUUUCGGCCUUUAAUGAGGCCCUCCUUCCCAAGACUCCCGUCUUUAUAAAGAAGCCAGAAUUCUCCCAGGAUGUGGUGGAUGCUUUGAUGGAGAUAAGUGCUGACGGGCCCUGGGAGGUACAAGUGGAGCAGGUGCUGAGGCAGCUGCAGCAGACAGGUCAGGUGACACCACAGAGCCUGGAUGACCUGCUGUGUCACACCCCUUCAGGGAAGAGGAGGCCUUCAAAUAUUCUGGACUGGGAGAGGGGGAGGAGGAAGAGUUUCAGCCGAAGGACACUCAAGCCUCUGCAGUCCACACUGCUGUCGGAGUGAAUGCGCAAACACACACUACGCUGUCAUGGCUACUGUUGAAAUUAUAGAACAUGCCAUAUGAGUUGAUGGGAUGAGAAACUCCAUGCCUGGGCAUAUAUCCUGGUUUAUUUAUUGGUAAAAGUCUACAUGCUGACCAGAGAAUGGCAUGUCCAGUUCACAGGGAGUUAAUGGAUUUAGUCCCAGACUUCAAAUACCUUCACUUCUCUAUCCUGUUAUAGCCAGCUAAUGAAGUUUUGUCAAAACAGUACUUGUGAGUAGCAAGUUAAAGUGAUCCUCAAAUUGGGGGCAUGGAAGAAUAUAGAUCCUGGUUUCUGUCUAAAAUUAGAAAUGUUUCCAUUUAUGGCCUUAUAGGCUGGCAUUGUUCUAAGUCAUUUUAAACAAGGGGGAUCUAUGUAUUUCUGCUGAGGUCAGCUAUAUAACUACACAUUUGAUCUAAUAGUUCUCUCUCUCUUUAACUAGGAAAAGAGCCAAGCAGAAUAAGCAAACUGUAAUUAUUACUGAUUAAAUAAAUGUGUAAAUAUGUGUAAAACCUAA
Molecule: messenger RNA, 1803 nt
Organism: Electrophorus electricus (electric eel)
Lineage: Eukaryota; Metazoa; Chordata; Actinopteri; Gymnotiformes; Gymnotidae
Gene: ptcd2
Product: pentatricopeptide repeat domain 2
Biological process (GO): multicellular organism development; mitochondrion organization; regulation of mRNA processing
Cellular component (GO): mitochondrion
Molecular function (GO): protein binding; RNA binding
Source: RefSeq, a predicted model, not a curated record